UUGGCACAUUUUUAAUUACAUGGCACCUCUUAACUACAUAAACCGCUGAUUAAAAUUACAAUUAGCGUUGGCACACUUAAUGUAAAUAAACCAGAAUAUUUUAAUUUUAUAUGAACUUACCGCGCUAACGUUGCUAACGCCGUAACCUAGCUAACGUUUGUCCUUGUUGCCAUGAUGUCCGACUCAUCUUCGGUCGCCGAACUUCGGCAAAACAAAGACGACGACGUGUUGGAGCUGAAUAAAGAUUUGGAGAGGAUGAUAGAAGACGCUGAAAACAUGUCAGUGCAGCUGACUUGGAUGGCUUAUGACAUGGUGGCACUCCGGACCAAUCCUGAGCUGGGCGCCUCUAUGCUGAAACUGGAAGAAGCUUAUCAACGAUGCAGAGCUGCUGUCUGUGCUGACCGAGACCAGGAGCCAGAGCCGGGCAGAUGUCCUGACUGACACAGCACCGACUCAGCUAUGAGUUUCCAGUUCACUAAUACUCCACUUUAGGGUUGUUUUAAAUACUUUUGAAUUGUUUGUAAAGCUCUUAUUUUGGUAUUAUUUUGUUAUAGAGAAGUGGCACAGCAUUUGGACUGAUGUUGCUUCUGUGUGUUUGCAUUAAAACAGGAUGUUUCUGUCAGUAAUGAACAGACCGCAGCUCUUUAAUUGUUACUAUGUCCUGCAAAUUGUGUUUUGUUGGCACUAAAGUGCUCUUUAUCUGUUUAGUCUGUUAAAUAAUAAAAUAAUA
Messenger RNA from Larimichthys crocea (large yellow croaker), 730 nucleotides. It is a transcript of the gene syce3, whose product is annotated as synaptonemal complex central element protein 3. Lineage: Eukaryota; Metazoa; Chordata; Actinopteri; Sciaenidae. The transcript has 3 exons. Bases 172 to 441 code for a protein of 89 amino acids. The record is from RefSeq and is a predicted model, not a curated record. Gene Ontology annotation, biological process: synaptonemal complex assembly; spermatogenesis; reciprocal meiotic recombination.